Molecule: messenger RNA, 1662 nt
Organism: Acanthocheilonema viteae
Lineage: Eukaryota; Metazoa; Nematoda; Chromadorea; Rhabditida; Onchocercidae
Source: the annotation of a GenBank genome assembly
AUGACUGACGAAUUAAAUUAUCUAAUCGUUGGUGGUCUUAGCUAUAUUGGCUUACAUAUCGCUGAAUAUCUGUUGGAGAAAUAUCCGAAUGUUAAGCUAACAAUUCUUGAUUUAUCAUCUAACACGGCUUAUACAAAUGAAAUUUUGAAAAAAAUUGAAAAUUAUCCCCAACAAUGCACUGUUAUCAUUGGUAGUUCUGGUAAUUGUGAAUUGGCGACAAAAAUAUUGGAAAAACGAAAGAUCAGUACAGUAUUGUAUAACGUUUGGAGUCAUGACGUCAGUGUUACUGCUGCUAAAAAAGAUUAUCCAGGAUGUUUUCGCAAAACGUUAUCUUGCCUGACACAAUUUCUGGAAGUUCUGCGGUGUUAUGGAAAAUUGACAAAAUUCAUUCUUAUCAGCUCAGAAGCAGUUUAUGGAAAGCAAACAUUAAAAUUGGAAACUACAGCGACAAAACCAUGUUCAUUUAAAGGAGCGGCGAUUAAUGCUUGUGAAAUGAUGCUUCAUUCUUAUAUUAUUAGCUAUCGUAUACCUGCUCUUACUGUGCGAUUAUCAGCAGUUAUCUACGGUGGAGUAAUGGAUGAUAAUUUAUUAUUGCAUCUACAACACGAUGAUAAUGAAAAAAGCGAAACUGUUGGUUUGUUACACAUUCAGGAUGCUGUACUUGGAAUCGGAGCUGCCUUGGAAAAGGGUCAUAUUGGUGAAGUUUAUAAUAUUGGAGGUCAAUGCGAUUGUUCUCCUCACUUUUUCCAACUUAUUGCAAAGUUUAAAAAAGGUGAAAUUUCAAGUGAUGAAAUCAGUGUAUCGAUGCUGACGAUGCCAUCGAUGAAAGCCGAACUUGAAUUACUUUGGAAAGCUAAAAUCUCGCAAUCAGAAGGAAUGCAUGAAAUAAUGGUUAAAAAUGAGAGUUACUGGAAUAGAAUGGAUGGAGCUAAUACACAUAAAAUUCUUGUCUAUGGCACUGAUUUCGCCUUGAAACGACUUAGUAGACUAAUCGAGAAUAAAAAAAGAUAUCUGCCAGAAUCACUGCAGAAGGAAAACAUUAUCCUCAGCAAACGACCGUUUGACUCAAACGAUAUUGACAUCAACGAAAUCAUUGAUGUAUCUCCAAGUCAUAUUGUUUACAUCAACAUUCCCAGUAUGUCUGAAGUAGCUACUGAGGACAUGAUUGAUAUUCGAACGUUACUUAAGACCAAACUAUAUGCGAUGCUUUAUUCUCCCUGGUUUUUGGCAUCAUUUUGUGACAAACGCUCAAUUCAUUUCACUUAUUUAACUUCUUAUAAUAUUUUUGGCGAGAAUUUUUUUUGUUUGGGAUGUCAACUACCUAAUAUACGUUUCGAACUUUAUAAUUAUCUUAUGGCUAUUGAUAAAUUUGCUGAUCGUUUAUUGCAACAUUUCGAUACCAUCCUAUUCUGUCGAGCAAGAAUUGUAAUCGAUAAAGAAGAUGAAUUCGAUAAGACAACGUGUUUUGGUAUGGAAUCAUCAUUUUACCUAUCUUUCUUGUCGGAUUGCAUUCCACGAAUUCUUGAUCUUGCAUUGGAAGGUCAUACUGGUAUGGUUGAUGUUUUAAAUCCGAUACCCCUUGAUGACUAUGAUUUUCGAGAAGCAUGUAAUCGAGGAAAUAGACCGCCUGGUGCAUCAAUCGAAUUCGUAUGUUCAUUUUAA